Sabethes cyaneus is the source of this 2533-nucleotide messenger RNA. RefSeq names its product ras-related protein Rac1 (gene Rac1). Gene Ontology annotation, biological process: small GTPase-mediated signal transduction; actin filament organization; regulation of actin cytoskeleton organization. The record is from RefSeq and is a predicted model, not a curated record. Gene Ontology annotation, molecular function: protein kinase binding; GTP binding; GTPase activity. Lineage: Eukaryota; Metazoa; Arthropoda; Insecta; Diptera; Culicidae. Gene Ontology annotation, cellular component: cytoplasmic vesicle; cell projection; cytoskeleton. The coding region runs from base 224 to 802 and encodes 192 amino acids. The transcript is spliced from 3 exons.
CCCUGGGUGCGAAGAUUGAAGAUUACAUUGGUGGUUUAUUAUAGACCGAUUUUAUCAUCGCAUAUAAUUUUUCUCAAGGUUUUUUCUCCAAUUUCGGAAUUAUUUUGACGUGAAAAGUGCAACUUUUAGCCUGCUAGCCAGUUAAAUCUCGGAACGGAAGCAGAUUUUUCGAUUGGGCUGAUUGUUUUGCGUGUCGUCAGAGUAAAAGUGAGGAGAAGGAAAAAUGCAGGCUAUUAAGUGUGUAGUUGUUGGAGACGGUGCUGUCGGUAAAACCUGCUUGCUGAUCAGCUACACCACCAAUGCAUUUCCGGGCGAGUACAUUCCGACCGUGUUUGAUAAUUACUCCGCAAACGUAAUGGUCGAUGGCAAACCCAUUAACUUGGGCUUGUGGGAUACGGCUGGACAAGAAGAUUACGACCGGCUGAGACCGUUGUCUUAUCCGCAAACGGACGUCUUUCUUAUCUGCUUUUCGUUGGUAAAUCCAGCAUCAUUUGAAAAUGUGCGGGCAAAGUGGUAUCCGGAGGUGCGUCAUCAUUGUCCAAAUAUACCGAUAAUACUAGUUGGGACGAAGCUCGAUCUGAGGGACGACAAAAACACGGUUGAUAAACUGCGCGACAAGAAGCUUUCGCCCAUCACCUAUCCACAGGGUCUCGCCAUGGCCAAGGAAAUCGGAGCCGUGAAAUAUCUGGAAUGUUCAGCUUUAACUCAGAAGGGUCUCAAGACCGUGUUUGACGAGGCCAUUCGAGCCGUACUUUGUCCCAUCAUACCGGUGAAAAACAAACGUAAAUGUUCAAUUCUGUAAGCAUGCCCUCCCCUUUCGUCCCGCCAGUCCCAGAGGUUCCGAUUAUCCUUCCUUCCGCACACUAUUUUGCAGUACUGUUAAGAAUAAAAGUCUAUACAGAAGCUGUGAAUAUUAAACCAACCAGCGAAGAAAAGAGAAUCCCUCCCAAACUUGUUAUCUCUCUCGUUGUGAAAUCAAAAUAGCAAUUAGCGGCAUUUUCUUGCAUUUCAAAUAAAACAGUUUCAGUAGUUGAAAGUGCAUCUGUAAUUUGUGCAGCAAGAAGUGAUUUUGAAGUACAGUUAAAUAGAUAAAAGCAAGUGUUUCAAGUCAACUGCCAAGUCCAAAGCUGGUAAUAGUGCUGCUAAAGACCGUAAACAACAAUGUAAUAUCUACACAAAACCAUUCGGAAAGGAGUCACAGCGGAGAGAGUAGCAGAAAAAAAACCGAAAUCGAGGUUGAUUAAAUGGAAAGAUUCACCGAUUAAAACAAUGGCACACAGACACCGAAACCACACAAAUCAGAGUGAACAUAUAUAUUACUAAGUAGUUACUACACAAACCGUUACUCUAUUCUCCUGAAGAUCGACAUUUCGAAAUAGUCCUUUCUGUGACUUCCUCCCCCUCUACCUUUAGGAGGGUAGCAGAUUGUCCUCUUUUUUCCCCAAUGUUCGGGGUUCACCCCGUUAGUAAUAGAGCGUUUGGUCAAACUUAGUACCACAAUCUUUCGAAGUGGAGGAACCGAUUGUUUGCGAUAGAGAGGAGAACGAAUUGUAAGAAUAAAAAAAAUCAAAACUACCAACGAUCCGGAAUAAUACGCUAGAUUAGAGAAGCGAUUAAAGUUUAACAAAUGUUUAAGCUGUUUUUAUGUGCUUUUGAAGUAACAAAAGUAGAGCUUUAUUUUUUCGUACGUUUAUUUCUGUAGAAACUGAGCAAGUAAUCGUUUAAUUUUUCGAAACGAAAAGUAAAACAAAGAAGAUAACUUUUGGUAGAGUUUACAAACGUAAUGAGGAUACUUGUUCUUGUCUAACAUUGUAAAAUUUGAUGACACCCCAUUAGUCAUAUAUACGUUUGCCACUAGCACGGAUGCCAUAAAGUAAACGCCAUAAUGUACGUUUGCCAUAUUGUCAAACAUACAUUAUGGCAAUCAUGACAUCCGUACGUACGGCAAAUGUCCAUGUGGCUACCGUAUUUAUGGCUAUUGUCCGUUCACCGUAAAGUUUGUUUACAACACUAAUUCAUUAAUCAAACACAGCAGAAACAGAACGUUUACUAAAGAAGUGCAGCAAUGUCAAGCAGUAGCUAAGCAUAAUGAAACACACAAAACAAACGUAAAAAAUAGCAUGUAUGAUUACUGUAACGAUUAUCAUUGAUUGAAUGUCGUAAUAUGCGAUUCUGUCUUUAUGUUUAUGGCUAGCUUGCGAUAUUAAAUUCUAAAACCGAAUGUACGGCCCAUGUUUUUCAAUGCAAAUGAAAAAGUAACACAAAUUUAACGCAAAUUACAGUUAACUUUAUUUCAGUUAGUUUUUGCUAUCAUAUAAAAAAAGAUUGUGAAGAGUACCACUCUUUCAACAUUCAAGUGUAAUUUGGCCCUUAGAUGUUUUAAACGCAGUAAAAAAAGGUGUAAACUAAAAGAAAUCUGUCGUAUUAGUAACAAGAGAAGAUGGAAAAAUUUAUUGAUAUAACAUUUUUAAUGAGUAUAAAUAAUGCUAAUAUUAUUGAAUUAUUAAUAAGAAAAUAAACAGAAACUAGAGAA